CAGCAGCCGAGUAACAAGCUGUUUUUUUCUUCUUACAACAGUUUCGUUUAUUGACUCUUUUGUGUUAAGCAAUUGGCUGCAAAAAGUAAAUAGAUUAACACAAUUAUGUCCCAGGACGAGAAGGAUCUGGAUGUAAAUAGAGCCUUUGAGGAUUUAUUGUUCGCGGAAGAAAUCGCAGCAGAAGACGGCUACGAGAAGGGUUAUAAGAGCGGCAGGGAAGGGCUGUUAAAGGGAUACCACCUCGGUUACCACAGAGCCAGCGUGAUCGCCGCGCAAUUAGGAUAUUACAGCGGAGUAUUGGAGCACUAUUUACAGAGUAAUGACGCUAAAUGCGAGAAAGCGGUGACCAUAGCCAAGAAGCUGCUGACGGAUAUUCGUAGCACCCUUCCGGACCACCAGGAUGACAAUCUGGACAUUCUGCAAGCUAUGGAGGAUAUCAAGUUCAAAUAUGCCAAAUUCUGUUCGCUAGCGAAAAUCAGUCCGCUGUAUCCGGAGACAGAUAGACUUGAAUUUUAAGCGCGCGACGAUGGCG
Wasmannia auropunctata (little fire ant) is the source of this 532-nucleotide messenger RNA. RefSeq lists its product as uncharacterized. Bases 106 to 516 code for a protein of 136 amino acids. NCBI's taxonomy places the organism in Eukaryota, Metazoa, Arthropoda, Insecta, Hymenoptera, Formicidae. The transcript is spliced from 2 exons. The record is from RefSeq and is a predicted model, not a curated record.